AACAUGGGAAAUGUAGUUUAGACGCGGAGUCUGGGGUCGCCAUCAUCAUGCAUGGUUUCCCCCCGAUGUUCAGCCAGUGACGAUAUCAGCAGGCAUUAGGUGUUUGUUUUAAGAACACGUACUAGAAGUAGAUUUCUUUUUGUUUCUGUUGUCGUUUUAUUUAGGCUUUUGCCAGUGUAUUUGCUUCCCUUCAUCGUCUCCGUUCGCGGGGAUCUCAGAGGUAACGUUCGCUAUUUGAGGAGCUAUGUACAACGGCAUUGGCCUGACCACGCCGCGAGGCAGCGGCACUAACGGCUAUGUGCAGCGUAACCUGUCGAGCGUGCGUGCAAAGCGUCCACGGGACGAGCGCGGUGGCGAGCGGGACGAGAAGGACCGUGAGAGGCUGGAGAGCCAGCUGAACCGUCAGCCCAACGCAGAGAUCCUGGAGCACCAGAGAAAGAGGCAGCUGGAGGUCAAGUGUGCAGAGCUGCAGGACAUGAUGGAAGAGCAGGGGUACUCAGCUGAGGAGAUUGAAGAGAAGGUGAACAGCUUCCGCAUGAUGCUGCAGGAGAAGCAGGAGUCGCCUUCAGCCCCUACCGAGAGACCAUCGGCGACAGAGACUCACGCCCUGGCUGCAGCCAAUCAGCAGAAGAACGACCGGCUAAAGGCGGCGUUCGGCAUCGCCACUGACUACGUAGACGGCUCCUCCUUCCACCCAGAACGCAAGGAGCGAGAGAAGGAGAAGAGGGAGCAGGAGAGGCUGGAGAAAGAGAAGCAGCAGAAAUACGUGCUGGUAGAAGAGUCAGAGGACUCGGACUCACCAGCCCGAAAGCAGAGCCGUAAGAAGAAGAAAAGGAAGAAAAACAAGAACAGAGACAGCUCAGAGAGUCCCUCCCUCUCUCCUACACGGGUGAAAACUAAAAAGAGGAAAAAGAAAAGCUCCUCAGACGAGAAGCAGGCGUCCAAGAAAAAACGCAAGAGAAGUGAAAAUGAGACUCCGCCCCAGGGUAAGACACGGCGCCAUAGGAGUGGGUCCUCAAGCUCUGCUCACAGCCAAUCCCCUCCCCUGCUGAGAGAGAGGCAGCAGAACCAGCCAGUCAAGAGAGCAGAAGAAGGGAGAAGGGGGCUGGCUCCUGACAGGAGGGGUUGUAGUCGUGAGGACGGGAGUCCACAGCGUCCAGGAGGCAGAGUGAGAUCUCCCAGGUAUCACAGCUCCCCUGAACGCCGACCGAGGGCAAACAAGGAAAAGGAGAAGGAGCGACUGAAGGACAAAGAGAAAAAAAGAGAGAAGGAGCGUGAGAAAGUGAAGCCUACAAGAAAGAGACACGACUCCUCUUCCCCCUCUCCUCCUCGACUGGAACGAGAGAAAGCCAGGCGCUCCAGAAGUGGAGAGCGAGAGAAGGAUAGAGGAAAUCAGAGAACAAUGCUGCAGAGGAGCAGAGACGACUCUUCAUCCCCCUCUCCACCCCCGAAACAACCGGACACCAGGAAACAGAGGAGCGGAAAGGAGGACAAACCACAAAGACGAGACUCCUCUGUGUCUCCAUCACGAGAAAAAGAGGGAGCAAAGAGUAGAGAGGGGGAGCGAGGAAAGGAAAGAAAUGUUCCCCCCCGAGCCCCAGCUGACAGAGAGAGGGGGAGAGGGAAUGAGAAAGGACCUCUCCCUAGUCGGAAAAGCGAUGGAGGGAGGGGUAGAAACUCAUCCCGCGACUCCACAUCCCCUGUCCCUCAAUCACCUCUCGCCAAUGGACGACAGAAAGAAAGGGAGCGUGAGGGAAGGACAGAGAACGAGUGGAAACCGGAGGAGAGGGGUAAAGGGAGGGAGAGGGAAUUGAAUGAAGAGAGGCAGAAACAAGAUGAGCGGAGGAAGCAGGAGAGUGAAAGGGAAAAAGAGAGGGAGCGAGACCGAGAUGGAGGGAGAGAGCGCGAGAGAUCUGGCAGAUUGUCUUCUACUCAACAACAUCCGUCUAUCUGUUUGUCUGAAGACCUCCCCGUGGAGCGAAUUGGGGAGAGGGGGACAGUCGAGAGGGAGCGAAAAAGACAAACUGACGAGGACACCAGGUGGGAGAACAGAGACCAAAGCCUGUCGGAAAAAGAGCAAGACAAGGAGAAGCAGAAAGCGAAGGAAAGCAGCAGCAGUAGCAGCGGGAGUGACAGCGACAGUUCUUCCUCAUCCUCCUCUGGCUCAUCAUCUUCUUCAUCCUCCGACGAGGAAGAGAAGAAAAAGGGAACCAUGGUGAAGAGCAGCCUGGCGAAGAAAGCCCUCCCCUCCCUCAUCGCUCCACCCGCCGUAGGUGCCGCCUUCCAGAGGUAUGUGGCCAAUGGGGACAGAGGGAGCGCUUCGGAGAGUGACGAACAGAGAGCUAUAGGGAGAGAGAAGGAAUGUGAGAGAACGGGAGGAGGGGACAGGGUCAUGCUCUCUGAAAGGGAAAACCCGCCCCCUGCUGCCCAACGUCCCCCUGCUGCCGAACGCUCCCCCACAGACAGAGAGAAGGAGCGAGGGAGGGGACAGGAGAGGUACAGCCCAACGGAGGUAGAGAGCUCCAGCCCUCCACCCUCUCCUCCCAGAAGAGGAGCCCCCCAAGGCAGAAGCGAGAGGUACGCCCCCACUGAAGAGGAAAGAGAAAAGGUGCGGGAGAAGGAGAGAGAGGGAGGGGUGAAGAGCCAGGCCAGGAGGGCAGAGAGGCACAGCCCCUCUGAGCAGGAAUGGGAGAGGAAGAGGGCGCCCUCCCCAAAAGCCCCCGCAAUAGCAGUUGUCCCGCGGCCCUCCCCUCGCCGCACCCCCACGGCAGUACCAGGACCCCCAGCCCUCGACGACAAGCCAGCACCCGGAGAGCCUCGCCUCCUACCCGCUCCCCGACUCGCGCCUACGCACCACGGCGGAGCCGCAGCCGGGAGCUAGAGCACAACCGAGAGAGGCAGAGAGCGAGGGAUAGAGGGGGGAGGGAUUGCUCCAGAGACAGAGGAGCCAGGAGGAGCAGGUCGAGGAGCCCCAGAAGACGCAGUCCCCUCUACAGGUCUCGGCGAUCCCCCUCUCCCAUUCGAGGAAGUAGAAGCAGCCUCUCGCUAUCCAGAGAAAGGCGGAGAGACCAGGAGAGAGAGAAGAAUAGAGAGCUGGAGAGAGCGAGGGAAAAAGAG
Messenger RNA from Oncorhynchus tshawytscha (Chinook salmon), 3117 nucleotides. RefSeq names its product serine/arginine repetitive matrix protein 2. Lineage: Eukaryota; Metazoa; Chordata; Actinopteri; Salmoniformes; Salmonidae. The transcript is spliced from 10 exons. The record is from RefSeq and is a predicted model, not a curated record. Bases 245 to 2881 code for a protein of 878 amino acids.